ACAGUGAAAAAGCAGCCUGGCUCCCGAGGUCCACCCCUUACACCCCAGGGUCCAGAUGGCGGCCAACGUGGGUGAUCAACGUAGCACGGAUUGGUCCUCUCAGUACAGCGUGGUGGCCGGGGCGGGCAGAGAGAACGGCAUGGAGACUCCCACACAUGAGAACCCGGAGUGGGAGAAGGCCCGCCAGGCCCUGGCCAGCAUCAGCAAGGCGGGAGCCGCUGGCAGCUCCGCCAAGGCCGGCAGCAGUGGGCCUGUGGCCAGCGCACAAUAUGUGUCCCAGGCGGAGGCGUCUGCCCUGCAGCAGCAGCAGUACUACCAGUGGUACCAGCAGUACAACUACGCCUACCCGUACAGCUACUACUACCCGGUGAGCAUGUACCAGAGCUACAGCUCCCCCUCCCAGUAUGGGAUGGCCAGUUCCUACGGCUCAGCCACACCCCAGCAGCCGUCCGCACCCCAGCACCAAGGGACUCUCAACCAGCCCCCGGUCCCUGGCAUGGAUGAGAGCAUGUCCUACCAGGCCCCCCCCCAGCAACUGCCGACGGCCCAGCCCCCUCAGCCCUCCAACCCCCCGCACGGGGCUCAUCCUCUGAGCAGCGGCCCCCAGCCUGGGACAGCCCCAGCCACCCAGCACAGCCAGGUGGGGCCCGCCUCGGGCCAGGCCUAUGGGCAGCAUACCUACCCUGAGCCUGCCAAGCCCAAGAAGGGCCAGCAGCUGUGGAACCGCAUGAAACCAGCCCCUGGGACUGGUGGUCUCAAGUUCAACAUUCAGAAACGGCCUUUUACCGUCUCCAGCCAGAGCUUCAGCUCUACUUCAGAGAGCCAACACAGCAGCUUCGGCCCCCAGCCCAGCCCCGAGAAAGCCCAGAACCACAGGGGGAGCCUGUCCGGGAAGCCAGACGACUGGCCGCAGGACAUGAAGGAGUAUGUGGAGCGCUGCUUCACCGCCUGCGAGUCAGAGGAGGACAAGGACCGGACGGAGAAGCUGCUGAAGGAGGUGCUGCAGGCCCGGCUCCAGGACGGCUCGGCCUACACCAUCGACUGGAGCCGGGAGCCCCUUCCAGGGCUGACUCGGGAGCCUGUGGCUGAGAGCCCCAAGAAGAAGCGGUGGGAGGCCCCUAGCAGCCUUCACCCUCCCAGGGGGGCAGGCUCAGCGACAAGGGGCGGGGGUGCCCAGUCCCAGCGAGGGACGCCCGGGGCUGGGGGUGCUGGCCGAGCCCGGGGCAGCAGCUUCGCCAAGUUCGGCAACCGCAAUGUCUUCAUGAAGGACCACAGCUCCUCCUCCAGCACCGACUCGCGCUCCCGCUCCUCCUCCCGGUCCCCGACCCGCCACUUCCGCCGCAGUGACUCCCACUCGGAUUCUGACAGUUCCUACUCAGGGAAUGAGUGUCACCCUGUGGGUCGCAGAAACCCACCCCCCAAGGGCCGGGGAGGCCGGGGAGCCCACAUGGACCGGGGCCGAGGCAGGGCACAGCGUGGGAAGAGGCAUGAUCUGGCGCCCACCAAGCGCAGCCGCAAGAAGAUGGCGGCCCUGGAGUGUGAGGACCCUGAGCGAGAGCUGAAGAAGCAGAAGCGGGCUGCGCGCUUCCAGCAUGGCCACUCCCGCCGCCUGCGCCUCGAGCCCCUGGUGCUGCACAUGGGCAGCCUGGAGAGUGGCGGGGCCGACCCCGACUGGCAGGAGCUGCAGAUCGUGGGCACCUGCCCCGACAUCACCAAGCACUACCUGCGGCUCACCUGCGCCCCCGACCCAUCCACUGUUCGCCCCGUGGCAGUCUUGAAGAAGUCGCUGUGCAUGGUCAAGUCCCACUGGAAGGAGAAGCAGGAUUAUGCCUUUGCCUGCGAGCAGAUGAAGUCCAUCCGGCAGGACCUGACGGUGCAAGGUGUGCGCACGGAGUUCACAGUGGAGGUGUAUGAGACCCACGCCCGCAUCGCCUUGGAGAAGGGCGACCACGAGGAGUUCAACCAGUGCCAGACGCAGCUCAAGUCGCUGUACGCCGAGAACUUGCCGGGCAACGUGGGCGAGUUCACUGCCUACCGGGUCCUCUACUACAUCUUCACCAAGAACUCAGGAGACAUCACCACAGAGCUGGCCUACCUGACACGGGAGCUGAAGGCAGACCCCUGCGUGGCCCACGCCCUGGCGCUGCGGGCGGCCUGGGCUCUGGGCAACUACCACCGCUUCUUCCGGCUCUACUCCUGCGCACCCUGCAUGUCCGGCUACCUCGUGGACAAGUUUGCAGACCGCGAGCGCAAGGUCGCCUUCUCCUCUUGUCUCCGUAGCUUCCGCCCUGCGCUGCCAGUCUCCUACCUGCAGGCCGAGCUGGCCUUCGAGGGCGAGGCCGCCUGCCGGGCCUUCCUAGAGCCCCUAGGCCUGGCCUACACGGGCCCGGACAACUCCAGCAUCGACUGCCGCCUCAGCCUGGCGCAGCUGUCCGCCUUCUGAGCACCAGCGCCGACGGGGCAGGGGCGGGGGUGGCGCUGCGGCCCCAGCACCGCCUUGGCAGAUUUUGUUUUUGAGCCAUGGACUUGGGUUGUAAAUUUGUCGGGGAGUGGGCUCCAGGAAGAGCCACCACCCCAGCCCCCGUUUUCCCACCGGGGAGUCUGUACAGAGAUUUUUUCUACGUUUUUAUUUUUUGUCUCAGAGGGAUGGGCUCGGGGGAGGACGGGUGGGACAGCGGAGGGUUGGGGGCGUGGUCUGUAGGAUCGUCAGUGUCCACCCUGCACCUCCACUAAUGCUGUCUCAGUGUUUUUUCUCUCUCUCUCGAGCUUGUACUGCGGUACCGACCCAGCCACCCGUGGCCCAUCCCAUCGGCCGGGGUACCGAGG
Molecule: messenger RNA, 2826 nt
Organism: Vicugna pacos (alpaca)
Lineage: Eukaryota; Metazoa; Chordata; Mammalia; Artiodactyla; Camelidae
Source: RefSeq, a predicted model, not a curated record